Molecule: messenger RNA, 3390 nt
Organism: Mobula hypostoma (lesser devil ray)
Lineage: Eukaryota; Metazoa; Chordata; Chondrichthyes; Myliobatiformes; Myliobatidae
Gene: tinagl1
Product: tubulointerstitial nephritis antigen-like 1
Exons: 12
Coding region: 204-1592 (462 amino acids)
Biological process (GO): proteolysis
Cellular component (GO): lysosome
Molecular function (GO): cysteine-type peptidase activity
Source: RefSeq, a predicted model, not a curated record
GCUGCGGAUGUGGGUCUCUCUAAGGUGUGCAGCGGCGCAGCGAACCAGAGGCGCGGAGCACAAUCCCAGGCAGACAUCCGGAUUAGACUUUGAACUUGGUGCUGCCUAGAAAACACUCUGCGUGCAGAGAUAACGCUGAAACUCGGCAAAAGGAGCCGAGCCCCCGAAGCACAGUGCCCGGGAUCGCAAGCCGACCGCCUGCGAUGGUCCGAGCCGUUUGGCUGCUGCUGCUGCCGUGCCUACUGGGGGCAGGACUGGAGGUGGCUGCCCGCCGCAGCCGCCGGGAGCUGAGCCCGGGGUUGCACCGCGCCGGACUCCGGGACCCUCAGGGGAUAUACUGCCGGCGCCUGGGCUCCUGCUGCCCCGACAGGGACGACGCCUGCACCGUGCCUUACAUCGACACCAUCUGCUACUGCGACUUGUUCUGUAACAGAACCGUGUCGGACUGUUGCCCGGACUUCUGGGCGUUCUGUCUCGGCAUCCGGCCUCCUUUCCACAGCAGAGACGAGUGUGUGAGGAAUGGGCUGCUUUAUCCCGCUGGAGCGACCUACAGAGAGAACUGCAAUCUGUGCACCUGCAGCAGUGGUCACUGGGACUGUGAGCAGCAUGCUUGUCUCAUCAAUGAAGAAUUGAUCCGCAGCAUCAACCAUGGAGACUAUGGAUGGAAAGCUUCGAAUUACAGCCAGUUCUGGGGAAUGACUCUGGACGAAGGAAUCCAGUACCGGCUGGGUACCAGACGGCCCUCCAGCACCGUGCUGAAUAUGAACAAGUUGAAUAUGGACAUGGACAGCAAUGGCGUCCUGCCCAAGCAUUUCAAUGCCGCCGAUAAAUGGCCAGGAUUGAUCCACCAGCCCAUGGAUCAAGGCAACUGUGCAGCAUCGUGGGCCUUUUCCACAGCAGCCGUGGCCUCUGACCGAAUCGCCAUCCAGUCCAUGGGCCACGUGAGAGCGGUCCUGUCGCCGCAGAAUCUGAUCUCCUGUAACCGGCACAAACAGCAGGGCUGUCACGGCGGCCGCAUCGACGGUGCCUGGUGGUACCUGAGGCGGCGCGGGGUGGUGUCGGACAGCUGCUACCCUUUCUCCAGCUCGGACAGCCUUCACCUCGGCUCCCGGUGCAUGAUGUCCACGCGGUCUGCCGGGCGGGGCAAGAGGCAGGCCACAAUGCCCUGUCCCAACCCUGACAGCCACACCAACCAGAUCUAUCAGACUACUCCACCCUACCGCCUCUCCAACAACGAGAAGGAAGUGAUGAAGGAACUGAUGGAGAACGGGCCUGUCCAAGCCUUGAUGGAGGUACAUGAGGAUUUUUUUGUGUACAGAAGUGGCGUUUACAGGCACACCCCGGUGAUGGCAGAAAAACCGGAGAAGUUUCGUAGACAUGGGACACACUCCGUUAAGAUUAUGGGAUGGGGUGAAGAGCAUGGACCCAAUGGACAGAUCCAUCAGUACUGGAUUGCUGCCAACUCCUGGGGGAUGAACUGGGGGGAGAACGGAUACUUCAAGAUCGCCCGGGGUGAGAACGAGUGCGACAUUGAGACCUUCAUCCUCAGUAGCUGGGGACGAGUGACCAUGGAGGAUGUACAUCGCAAGUGAGAACCCAGACUUCCUGUCUGUGGCCCAAGGACGCUGAACUGUCUCCAGUUUGGAAAAGACCCCUUCACCAAGCUAACCCCUUUUCCUCAAUCUGCAAUCUUCGGUAUCCAACAACAGUGACAAACGGACCAUAAUCAGCAGGUCAUGUACGUCAGUACAUGUCAGGACAGAGCUCAUGCAUUACCCAGAAAGAGACACAUGUAUGUGAAUCUGUUCUUUCCAGCAAUAAUGAGCCACAAGAUGUUGUGCUGCACUUAGAUGGUGUGAGUGACAGUGCUGUGGGAGAGUAUCUGAGUGGGAGUGCCUUCAGCCAUUACAGCCCCAGUAUCCAUGGCGACUGGAAGUGUCACAUAUUCAGACCCUCCUGCCUCCCUGGUCUAGCUAACGGCUGAACUUGGGAACAGUGGGAGACUCUCCCUGAUGGUUCGGUUUGGCGAUGUGACGCAGUGCUGUGGGAGUGGUGUUCAGAAAGUGCCCCGGAGGGUGGUGAUAGGGAUUAGAUGACUAACUGUGUCUCGUGUACAUAGACACGCGUCAAUGACUAACACAAUCCAAGGUUGUGCGAGGGAAGGGCGCAGCCCGCAAGUGUCGCCGUUCUUCCAGCGCCAACAUAGCAUGCCCACAGCGUACUAACCCUUAUUAACAAAGCGUAUCUUUGGAAUGUGGGAGGAAAUCGGAGGAGCCAGAGGGAAACGACACAGAUCCCAGGGUGAACGUACAAACUCCUUACGGACAGUGGGAGAAUUGCUGGCGUUGUUACGCUAACCACUACACUACCAUGCCGCAGAGAGUGUCUCUGAACUGUCGCUCCCGCAGACAGGAGUCUCACAGCCGCCGGUCGUGAUUCUGAUUCAAAUCCGGACUUUGCGCUUGUGAAUAAUUGCCAUUUUUAUACACUCCUUUAAAGCCUAAAACCUGCAGCAGCGUAAACGCCUGCAAACACAAUGAAUUGCAGGCUCAGGACAGGCUGUGAUUUAUAAACCAGUCAGGGUAAAAAAUUUGGCAGGAAAGCAGGAAGGCAAGGAAUGUGGAGCAAUGUCAGGAGCAGAGGUUUGGAGUACAAAUCGGGAAUGAUCUAAUGAAAAGGGGAAUGAUCUUCAGGAUGUGAUAUCCCUUCACCAUUCCAGGGGCUUCUGCACAACCUGGCUGAUAACAGCCAGGGGCGUCAGCAACUGACAACAGAGGAGACGAGACUUACGGAAAGCCGCCAAGGAGAAGGAACUUUGUUUGUACUCCGUGCAGAGAUGGUAUGGGGAGGUGUUGAUGAAAUGGUCCGGCACUAGGAAGGUUUUCUGAUGUCUGGGUCCAGGAUUAAAGUAAAUGGCAAUGCAGAGCAAUGAGGGGAAAUUUGCAAAUAGUAAGAAAAAGCACUGUCUGAGGGAAAAUUCAACAAAGCUUUCAAAAAAUUAGAUAAACACUCCAAAAAGGAAGCUCUUGCAGGGGAUUUGGGCUAAUUGGAUGGCACUUUCAAAGACACACGGGUUCAAACUGCACCCUCCUGUUCUGCAAGAUGUCAUGACAGGCCAAUGUGAUUUGGGACAGAGCAUGAUGGCGGAUGGAGUAACAUCUAAUUUUGACUAUUCCAAAACUACGCCCAGUGGAUCUCGUCCGCUCUUGCUUGGUUUCUAGACAAUCAGGUUUGUGUAUUUAUGGCAUUUUCCAUAAGUUUUGUGCUUUGCUGAAUGAAAAUAUCUAUUAUAAAUGUCAAAAUAAAAAUAUAGUUCAAAUGUAGCCGAUUGUCAAUAUGUUUGUGUGACCUCUUGUUUGUAUGUUUAAACUCAAUAAAGUGCAGAAAAGA